This is a messenger RNA of Protomyces lactucae-debilis, 909 nucleotides long. Its product is annotated as RTA1 like protein-domain-containing protein. The transcript has 2 exons. The coding region runs from base 1 to 909 and encodes 302 amino acids. Gene Ontology annotation, cellular component: membrane. The record is from RefSeq and is a predicted model, not a curated record. Lineage: Eukaryota; Fungi; Ascomycota; Taphrinomycetes; Taphrinales; Protomycetaceae.
AUGGCGCGUCAACCUUAUGUCAGGAAUCGUUACAUCUAUCAGCCUUCGCUGCCAGGCGCUAUUGCUUCAUGCAUCGUCUCUUUCGCACUGACAGUCGCCCUGUCGUACCAAAUAAGAAAGUAUCGCACCAAAUAUAUGAUCAUCCUCGCGGUUGGUACUGCAGCAGAGUCGCUUGGCUAUGUGCUACGGUCGCUUGGCGCAUCGGGCCGUGAGUCCAGCUUCCCCUUGUAUCUUCUGAUGCAACUGUUUAUUGUUCUUGCGCCACUUGCUUUCAUGGCAGCGCUGUACAUCAUUUUCGGACGUCUUGUACGACGUGUUGGUCAGGAGAAGGCGUUGAUACCACCUGCGUGGUAUGCUCGUUUGUUCGUCACGUGUGACAUCUUGUCCUUCCUCAUUCAAGGCGCCGGAGCAGGAUUCAUUGUAAGUGACAACCGCACCACAGCCAUGGCAGGAAAGAAUACCUUGAUUGGCGGUCUUGCAUUCGGUUUGCUCUCCUUUGCCUCGUUCUGUGUCAUGGCGAUUUUGUUGCACUUGCGUGUACUCAAGGACAAGAAGCACGAUGCGCAUUUUCGACCUACGGGCAUGCAUGAAAAUUGGCAGACAAUAUGGAUUCCCCUCUACAUCGGCAUGGUCGCUAUUCUGGUGCGAACUAUUUUCCGGUUGGUUGAAUUUAGCCUUGGCUGGUUCGGCAAGGUCAAUUCUACAGAAUGGUAUCUCUACGUCUUUGACAUGGUUGCCAUGGCCUUCACGGCGAUUGCCUUCAUUGUCUACUUUCCAGCACGCUUCGGUCUUGAUCAGAGCCUUGAUGGUGUUCGUGGCGAUGUCGAAAUGGCAGCAAGUCCGACAGGCGGCAGUGUCACUGAAAAGACUAGCCCAGCAGAGCUCGUCAGCAGAUCACCUGUUCUAUAA